This is a messenger RNA of Calidris pugnax (ruff), 5384 nucleotides long. RefSeq names its product kelch like family member 17 (gene KLHL17). Lineage: Eukaryota; Metazoa; Chordata; Aves; Charadriiformes; Scolopacidae. Gene Ontology annotation, molecular function: protein binding. The transcript is spliced from 12 exons. The coding region runs from base 161 to 1933 and encodes 590 amino acids. The record is from RefSeq and is a predicted model, not a curated record.
GCCCCCGGCCCGCCCCGUCUCCCCCCGUCUCCCCGCCGCGGGGCCGGCGGUAGCGGUGCGGAGAUAGCGGAGAACCCGCAGCAUCCCGCCGGGCUGGGCCCGUCGCUGCGCCGGAGCCGGCUGGUGAGAAGGGACAUCCCACCAUCUCCCACCCGCAGCCAUGGAAGGAGGCGUGCAGCUCCUCAACCGUGAUGGCCACAGCAUCUCCCACAACUCCAAGCGGCACUACCACGAUGCCUUCGUGUGCAUGAACCGCAUGCGCCAGCGCGGGCUGCUCUGCGACAUCGUGCUCCAUGUGGGCACCAAGGAGAUCAAGGCCCACAAGGUGGUGCUGGCGUCCUGCAGCCCGUACUUCCACGCCAUGUUCACAAAUGAGAUGAGUGAGAGCCGCCAGACCCAUGUGACGCUGCACGACAUUGACCCCCAGGCCCUGGAGCAGCUGGUGCAGUACGCUUACACGGCUGAGAUCGUGGUGGGCGAGGGGAACGUGCAGACCCUUCUUCCUGCUGCCAGCCUGCUUCAGCUCAAUGGUGUGCGGGACGCUUGCUGCAAGUUCCUCCUCAGCCAGCUCGACCCUUCCAACUGCCUGGGGAUCCGGGGUUUUGCUGACACGCACUCCUGCAGUGACCUCCUCAAGUCUGCGCACAAGUAUGUCCUCCAACACUUCGUGGAGGUGUCCAAGACCGAGGAGUUCAUGUUGCUGCCUCUUAAACAGGUGCUGGACCUCAUUUCUAGUGACAGCCUCAAUGUGCCAUCAGAGGAGGAGGUGUACCGGGCUGUGCUCAGCUGGGUCAAACAUGAUGUGGACAGCAGAAGACAGCAUGUCCCCAGGCUUAUGAAGUGCGUGCGGCUGCCCCUGCUGAGCCGGGACUUCCUCAUGAGCAACGUGGACACGGAGCUGCUGGUGAGGCACCACUCGGAGUGCAAGGACCUGCUGAUCGAAGCCCUCAAGUACCACCUCAUGCCGGAGCAGAGAGGGGUCCUCAGCAACAGCAGGACGAGGCCGCGGCGCUGCGAGGGGGCCAGCACUGUCCUCUUCGCUGUGGGUGGGGGGAGCCUGUUCGCCAUCCAUGGGGACUGCGAGGCCUACGACACGCGGACGGACCGGUGGCACAUGGUGGCCUCCAUGUCCACCCGAAGGGCCAGAGUGGGCGUUGCUGCCAUCGGGAACAAGCUGUAUGCCGUGGGCGGUUACGAUGGGACCUCUGAUCUGGCCACAGUGGAGUCCUAUGAUCCUGUCACCAAUUCCUGGCAGCCGGAGGUGUCCAUGGGCACCAGGAGGAGCUGCCUGGGUGUAGCAGCACUUCACGGGCUUCUCUAUGCUGCUGGGGGGUACGAUGGGGCCUCGUGCUUGAACAGCGCAGAGCGGUACGACCCUCUGACAGGCACCUGGACAUCCAUCGCUGCCAUGAGCACCAGGAGACGCUACGUCCGGGUGGCAACGCUAGAAGGCAACCUCUAUGCCGUUGGGGGAUAUGACAGCUCAUCCCACUUAGCCACAGUAGAAAAGUAUGAGCCCCAGAUCAACACCUGGACGCCCAUUGCCAACAUGCUGAGCCGGCGGAGCAGUGCAGGAGUGGCCGUGCUGGAGGGGAUGCUCUAUGUGGCUGGAGGCAACGAUGGGACAAGCUGCCUUAACUCUGUGGAACGCUACAACCCCAAAACCAACACGUGGGAGAGCGUGGCACCCAUGAACAUCCGUAGGAGCACCCACGACCUGGUGGCCAUGGACGGGUGGCUGUACGCAGUGGGUGGCAACGAUGGGAGCUCCAGCCUGAACUCCAUCGAGAAGUACAACCCCCGUACCAACAAGUGGGUGGCAGCCUCCUGCAUGUUCACGCGCCGGAGCAGCGUAGGGGUGGCCGUGCUGGAACUCCUCAACUUCCCACCCCCUUCCUCGCCCACCCUGUCGGUGUCUUCGACGAGUCUUUGACAAAGAAUCAGGACCUACCUUACCUCAAGGGGACAGGGGUGCCUGGAGGAGCUCUAGGCCAGCGUGGCCGGCCCCGCGGGGCAGCCGGUCGCUGUAGGAGGAGAACGAAGGUACCGGCUGCUGCCUCCAGCCCCCAGCAACUCCUGUGAACCCCCGGAGCCAUCCCCACUCUUGGUGCACACAUCGGAUCAGCACGACCACAGCAGUUAGAAAUGUGCUUCCUGGACGAGCGCCCACCUUCUAGAGGACGAGGAAGAGGGGGUGCUCUCUGCUCCGUUCAGACCCAUCUCACCACUCACCCAAAGGGCGUAUAUAUUUAUUUUUUUUUCUUUGGGGAGGGGAACCUUUAAAUCAUUGCUGCUUCUUGGAUUCACGUGAUCCAGCCGGUGCCACACGUAUGAGCACAGCCAGCCUUUGGAGGCUUCCAGGAGUCCUGUGGGGUGGCAGAGGUGGACGAGCACCUUCUCCCAAGGACGCGGCUGAAUGUGCAACUGCUCCUCUGAAUGUCACUGUAGCCAGACUCUUUACCAAGCCUAUUGUGCACUGUUAAAGACUCUGAGGCCGCUGUAUGGUUCUCAAUGGUGUCUAAUUGAUGCCUUAAAACACACAAGCAGAAGAAGCCCAGCUAAGGGACAGGGUCUGGAGGGGGUGAGCUUCGGAGAUAAAACUGGACGCAGCAUCCUGGACCCUCCGUACUCAGCCGGUCCCACCUCAUCCACUGGGAUCCCAGUGACCGUUGCUCUGGGUGGUCCCCAGCUGGGCAGAUGGGUUGGGUGACCUUGGUUGCAUCGCUGCCAUUGCUGUCCCGGGUUCCAGCCACCCUGAGGCUGCCUGCUCUCUGCUCCUGGUCCCGGGAGGCAGUUGGGCUGGGGUCGGAUCGGCCUGUUUGCUGUUCCCCUCUCUGCAAAGCAGAUUCUGGGUUUAUGGAAAGGUAUCGGUUCUUAAAAGAAGAACAGUCCAGCCUUCUAAAUGAGGAGGAUUGCCUGGCAUUACUUUUUUGGUUGAUAAUUUUUUGCCCUUUUUUUUUUUUUAUUUGGAUGCUAAUAUUUUAAUUUUUAAUGACUUCACAUCCCUUUAUUUUUUACACUAUCCUGGUAUUCCCCACCCCAUCUGCUUUUAAGGCAGCAGGAGGGAAGCAAUUACUUUCCUUAUUUGUUGCUGAGAUGAUGACUGUGUCCUGGAAGACGUUCUCUACAGAGGUGUGGGUGUGUGUGCGUGUGCGAGAUACCGUAUGGACAGUGAAAACAGCAUUGAAGGGACCAUUUGCAAUUAGCGUCUCCCUGGCAAUUAAGCAACCACUCUAAUUAACUAAAGGUUGAAUCAAUUAGUACUGUAAGUCACGGGCCUGUCCUAGACCCACCUGUGCCAUGGCACCUCUUGGGUGGCGUAUGCUGUAGGGUGUGUGUGUGUGAGCCUUGAACUGAGACGUAUUAUCAGGUGUUCUCUCCAUUACAGAGGAAUGACUCAACCGCUGGUACCUCAACACUGUUCAAAUGUAGCAUUGGAAAUAUGGCCUAACUCUUUGUUUUGAACUAAUUCCUUUAACUUUUUUUUUUUUUUUUUUCCCCCCUGCUCCUUCUCAUUUCUCAUUUCCAGAGUUCAGAUUUCACUUGUGGUGGUAUUUGUUGGUCCAAAUGUUCAAGGGGAUAGAGAUUUCUUCUUUUUUUUUUCCUUUGGGGUGAAAGGAGAGUUUGAGAUGAGAUAGAGACUCCGCAACUUUAAGACAAUUUUUACGGCGAUCUGAUUUCUCCUGGGCAGGUGCCUGCAUGUUUUACCAGCCUACUUACAGUGCCUAACGAUGGACACCCGAAAUUACCAGCAGCUUCAGAAAAUCUGGGCUGCUUCUCCCCCCAGCCACUUCCCAAGGGCAGUCUGGGCUUCUCGGGCUGAGGAGGCCUUUUUUGGCUUUCAGAACAGACUCUAAAUCUGCUUUUCAUUCCCCUCUUGCUCGCCGAGCCUGUCACAGCUCGGCGGCUCUCCCAUUCCUCUGUAUUGCAGGGGACCCUGCAGAGCUCCAGGCCGUGGACCUGCAGGUUGCCUCUUGGUCGACGUGGCAGUAGGGCUGCCCCUAAGUAGGUGACAUCAAUCUGUUUUGUUUGAAAUAACGAUGAAAUCGGUGAAGUCCGCCCUGUUGCGUGUGUGUGCCUACGCGUGAGCGAGCUCUCAAUCCUUUUCUUCCCAUUCCUACAAGCAACAUCAGGAUUUUAGUCUUCUGCUGGACUCGUAUCGACCGGCACCUUCCAGGUGCCCCCCUGGCUCUAGGGUCAUUUUUUUGGGAAGGAGGAUCAUCCUAAAAGCCCCAUGGCCCUGUCAGAAGUGAAAAGUGCUGGUGCUGGGGGAGAAAUGGGGCUGGUUUUGAGUGAGGAAUGAGUCGUUAGAGCCGUGGUUCAGCAUCUGGUCCAGCUGUAGCAUGAAGGGGGGGCUGCUGCCUUGGGGGGGGCAGCAGGCAGGCGAAACCAGAGGGGAAGCGAGCAGUGUAGCAGGCUGAGGAGAACUUUUUGCGCCAUAUCCCCUUGGCCCCAGUUGUGAUCUUUAAGCAAUUUACCCUCCGAACGGGCACGCGAUGCUGUCCUGCCUCUUGGGGGUGAGGGAAAGGGGCAGUGUGACUCCUGUCACCCACCCGUUGGGUCCCCAGCAAUAUCACCACUCAGCCUGUUCCCUCAGAAACCCCGGGAGGAGGGAGCCUUUCGUGUCUCCGAUGUACUAACUAUGCAGGUGCUCACUGCUUUCCUGGAAAAAAACAAACAAAAAAAAAAAAAAAAAGAAAAGAAGGAAGGAAAGGGCAAAAUGGUUCCCCGGCAGCUUGCGGGGGUCCGGAGCACCCCGACCCACACUGUGUGGACACGAGGUGUCAGCAUCUGCCCUGGGAGGUCCCAGGGUGGACAUUGCUUCUGGUGCUGCACAUCCCUCACCCAGCCCCGAGGCCUGGGAGGGGACGUGUGUCUGUGUCUGUCUGUCUGUGCGUAGUACCCUAUCUGAGGGGAGGAGAACUGUCAACUGUUGUGUGGCUUCUCUGCCAGUCUUAGUUAGUGCCGUCUCACCCAAAAUGUUAGCUGUGCAAUUUUUUUAUUUUAUUUUUGUUUUUUCCCCCCCAUGUGAGCUUUUCCCAGCGGAGGAGCAUCCCUGCACGGGGUGGCUCCGGGCUGUGUGUGUUGAUGUGUUUUGCCCAGGGACCCCGGUGUCGGUCUGCGGUGAGAUGGUGAGACCAGGCAGGAGCCUUUGCCCCGAUGUCGGGGGAGAGGUUCCCUUACUGGUUCCCUACCUGCCUUACUGGUAGGCAGACCCGGUCUACUCCAUGUCAAACCGUCGUCACUUUGAUUUCUCUGUAAGUUAUCUGACUUAUUUAUGUGGAACUCCGUUUCUCUGAAUUUUUUGCACUACGUGGGAUGGGGAGGGGAUACGAGCAAUAGAAGCAAACAUGUACAAUAAAGACCUUUUCUUGAAUACCGGA